Corylus avellana is the source of this 348-nucleotide messenger RNA. RefSeq names its product large ribosomal subunit protein P2-like. The record is from RefSeq and is a predicted model, not a curated record. Gene Ontology annotation, cellular component: ribosome; cytosolic large ribosomal subunit. NCBI's taxonomy places the organism in Eukaryota, Viridiplantae, Streptophyta, Magnoliopsida, Fagales, Betulaceae. Gene Ontology annotation, molecular function: structural constituent of ribosome. Gene Ontology annotation, biological process: cytoplasmic translational elongation.
AUGAAGGUGAUCGCUGCGUAUUUGCUGGCUGUUUUGGGAGGGAACACAAGCCCCUCCGCUGAAGAUAUCAGGAACAUUCUUGCCUCCGUUGGAGCUGAAGCUGAUAAUGAUCAUAGGAUUGAGUAUUUUAUUUCGCAAGUUGAGGGCAAAGACAUGGCAGAACUUAUUGCUGCAGGGCGGGAGAAGUUAGUCUCAGUGUCUUCUGCUUGUAGUGCCGCAGUAACCGUCCCUGCAACCACCGCUGAUGUUGGUGCUGCUGCUGCUGAGCCAAACAAAGAGGAAAAGGUGGAGGAGGAGGAGGAAGAAGAAGGAGAAGAAGAAGAUAUGCUGUUCAGUAUCUUUGAUUAA